UAAUUUUACAUUUUAAGUUUCAAGUAUUUGUUACGUGUUAUAUAUAGCGUAAUGUUGCUGACAUUUCCACCUAAACAUUAUCUAGAAAUGACAUAAUGGUUACCAGAACAGCAAACAUCUGUUUUGUAAACAUUAUGUAAAAGUUACAAGACAGUGUCUAUUUUUUGCACAAUUAAUUUUGUAUUCGUUUUUGGGAAAAGGAGAUUGGAUUGUUUCACCAAUUGAUAAAUAUUUGUAAAAUCACGUCGUAUUUAUGCAAUGCUGUUGUAAACAAUUCGAAAAACAGUGUAUGUUAACGCAUACCGAAGGCCUUGCCGAGAUUCGGAAGUGUUAACUAUAUUAGUGUAUCCGUAGAUCCGCACAUUAACGCGAAAUACACAAAAGUAAAAGUAUAACCGCCCAUUAUGGAUGAAAUUGAAGGUCUGCAAGUGAGUGAAAGUCCUCGUAGCGCAAUUUGUAUUGCGCAUUCGAGAUCUAUUAAUCCGUAUCACUUAUCGCGCAAAAGAUGAUCGUUAAAAGCACUUCAAUGCGCAUGGUUUAUUAAGCUCACUGCGAAAUCACCCACCGGAAAGACCGGAAGGCCGAGCCGGCUUUAACUUUUAUGCCCCUCCUCCAUUUCCAUGCCCCGCGAAAAAUUCGUGAUCCCAAUGUGACAUUUCGCGAUCGAUACGAUGGACAAUCAAUUGUCAUUCACGGGAUGAGCCGUUUGAGCACGAUUUUUCGAACUUUGCGCGUUGUCGAGUUUGCGCAAUCAGGGUUUUUUACUUUCACUGCCGAUUGCAACAGUGAGCAAUGUCCGUGAACAGUCUCACGUAUAAGCGAGUGGAUUUGUAGAUAAGCGUCAUAUAGGGUAGUCAUACCGCAUGGAACAUCAUCAUCCCUGCCCGCGGAGCCGACGAUUGCCAUGAAGCGGAAUCAGAUAUUGAUCACCGUGCUGACAGCAUUAUUGCUUCACAGUGAAAUAAUGAUAUCAACCGCAGAACCUGCAAUCUAUAGGCUUGUACACAUUCUACAACGGAUCAGGAUGUACCUUGCAGGUGAACCCGUCGUGCACAAGAAAACGGAGUGGGACUUUGAUCCAGAGGUCGGUAAGCUAAGAAGAAUACGGUACGAGCAGGAAAAUGGACGCUUCGGAGAGUACGCAAUAGCGAAAUUAGGAAUGGGCAUUGGAUAUAAAGGCCCAUGGGGAACGCCUGUGGAAAACUGAAACAUCGAAGACUGAAUAAAUAACAGUUUCAACAGUGAAAUUUUUGAACGCGAUAUUAACAUUUCGCUGGUGAAUCGCCG
This is a messenger RNA of Linepithema humile (Argentine ant), 1287 nucleotides long. RefSeq lists its product as uncharacterized. The record is from RefSeq and is a predicted model, not a curated record. Lineage: Eukaryota; Metazoa; Arthropoda; Insecta; Hymenoptera; Formicidae.